CUCGUUCGAGAUAAUAUCAAAACCAUUCAAUAUGGCUUACUUAAAGGUACUGUUUUUAGUGUGUUUAGCAUCUUAUUUCAUAGAUGCGGCACCGAGUGCAUUAAAAGAAGAAGAACCUAGUAGACUAGUAGAGGUCUUGAUUGACGAACCCCUCGAGGUCGUUGACUCCCCAAGAGAAAAGAGAUCUCCUGGUGGUUAUGGAGGAAAAGGAGGCGGCGGUGGUGCCGGAGGAGGUUUUGGAGGCGGUGGCGGAGGAGGAGGAGGUUUUGGAGGCGGUGGCGGUUUUGGCGGUGGACUAGGAGGAGGCGGCGGUAAAGGAGGUGGAUUUGGAGGUGGUGGCGGUGGUAAUAAAGGAGGAGGAUUUGGAGGCCACCAAGGCGGUGGACAUUCCGGUGGGGGGUGCAAUACCUGUGGUGGAGGUAAGGGAGGCGGAUAUGCUUCUGCAUCCGCGCAAUCCAGCGCAUCUGCCAAAGCUGGAGGAUACGGCAAAUAGGACAUAAUUAAAGACAACUGCAUAAAACCGUAAAACCAACAAGGAUGUGUUUGUCAAAAACAUGGUGAUCUGUAAGUAACUAAAUGGUAAUUUGAACUCAUGCAAUAAAAUGUUUAUAUGUGUACACUA
Anthonomus grandis grandis is the source of this 622-nucleotide messenger RNA. RefSeq lists its product as uncharacterized. NCBI's taxonomy places the organism in Eukaryota, Metazoa, Arthropoda, Insecta, Coleoptera, Curculionidae. Bases 32 to 493 code for a protein of 153 amino acids. The transcript has 4 exons. The record is from RefSeq and is a predicted model, not a curated record.